This is a messenger RNA of Galeopterus variegatus (Sunda flying lemur), 3230 nucleotides long. RefSeq names its product GRAM domain containing 1A (gene GRAMD1A). The transcript is spliced from 19 exons. Lineage: Eukaryota; Metazoa; Chordata; Mammalia; Dermoptera; Cynocephalidae. The coding region runs from base 1 to 2424 and encodes 807 amino acids. Gene Ontology annotation, biological process: intracellular sterol transport. The record is from RefSeq and is a predicted model, not a curated record. Gene Ontology annotation, molecular function: sterol binding; sterol transfer activity. Gene Ontology annotation, cellular component: endoplasmic reticulum-plasma membrane contact site; plasma membrane; endoplasmic reticulum membrane.
AUGGCUGAGUUCCUGCCCCUGCUACCUUGGGCACCCCCGUUGGCCCAGGACAAUGCCCAGGGCUUGCCUGCCCCCCGAGCUGAGCAGCAGAGGCAGCAGCCACAGGGUGAAAAGGCCCAGGGCCUGGCCCUUGAGGCUUGGAGCCUCCUGGAGGUGCCCUCCAUUCACAUUACACCAUCCAGUGAUGGAGAGUCACCCCCUUGCACCCCAACCUGCCGGCACUUACAGCAGCUGAGGACCCCAGACCUGGAGAGUCUGUCCCAGGACAGCACCACCCCUCAUUCUGGCCGGAGCACGCCAAGCAGCUCCCCGUCUCUCCGUAAGCGGCUGCAACUCUUGCCCCCAAGCCGGCCCCCGCCUGAGCCAGAACCAAGCACCAUGGUGGAGAAGGGGUCAGAUAGCUCCUCAGAGAAGGGUGGAGUGCCUGGGACCCCCAGCACCCAGAGCCUGGGUAGCCGGAACUUUAUCCGCAAUAGCAAGAAGAUGCAGAGCUGGUACAGUAUGCUGAGCCCCACGUACAAACAGCGUAAUGAGGACUUCCGGAAACUGUUUCACAAACUCCCUGAAGCUGAACGCCUCAUCGUGGAUUACUCCUGCGCCCUGCAGCGCGAGAUCCUCCUUCAGGGCCGCCUCUAUCUCUCCGAGAACUGGAUCUGCUUCUACAGCAACAUCUUCCGCUGGGAGACAACGAUUUCCAUCCAGUUGAAGGAAGUGACGUGUCUGAAGAAGGAAAAGACGGCCAAGCUGAUCCCCAACGCCAUCCAGAUCUGUACGGAGAGCGAGAAGCAUUUCUUCACCUCCUUCGGGGCCCGUGACCGCUGCUUCCUCCUCAUCUUCCGCCUCUGGCAGAAUGCGCUCCUUGAAAAGACGCUGAGUCCCCGCGAGCUCUGGCACCUGGUGCAUCAGUGCUACGGCUCGGAGCUGGGCCUCACCAGCGAGGACGAGGACUAUGUCUGCCCCUUGCAGCUGAAUGGUCUGGGGAGCCCCAAGGAGGUGGCAGAUGUGAUCGCCCUGAGUGACAUCACCCCUUCGGGGGCUGCCGACCACAGCCAGGAGCCGAGCCCGGUGGGUUCGCGCCGUGGCCGCAUCACCCCCAACCUUUCCCGCGCCAGCAGUGAUGCAGACCAUGGGGUAGAGGAGGACAAGGAGGAGCAGACAGCCAGCCAGCCAGAUGCCUCCUCCAGCCAGACUGUGACCCCAGUGGCUGAACCCCCCAGCACGGAGCCCACCCCACCUGACGGGCCCACCUCCCUGGGCCCCUUGGACCUGCUGCCCAGUGAGGAGCUGUUGACAGACACGAGUAACUCCUCUUCGUCCACGGGGGAGGAAGCUGACCUGGCUGCUCUGCUUCCCGACCUCUCUGGCCGUCUCCUCAUCAACUCCGUCUUCCAUGUGAGCGCCGAGCGGCUCCAGCAGAUGCUCUUCUCAGACUCGCCCUUCCUACAGGGCUUCCUACAGCAGUGCAAGUUCACAGAUGUGACCUUGAGCCCCUGGAGCGGGGACAGCAAGUGCCACCAGCGCCGAGUGCUGACAUACACCAUUCCCAUCAGCAACCCUCUGGGCCCCAAGAGCGCCUCAGUGGUGGAGACACAGACACUGUUCCGGCGCGGCCCACAGGCAGGCGGGUGUGUGGUGGACUCAGAGGUGCUGACGCAAGGCAUCCCUUACCAGGACUACUUCUACACUGCCCACCGCUACUGCAUCCUGGGCCUGGCCCGGAACAAGGCCCGGCUCCGCGUGUCCUCUGAGAUCCGCUACCGGAAGCAGCCCUGGAGCCUCGUGAAGUCUCUCAUUGAGAAGAACUCGUGGAGUGGCAUUGAGGAUUAUUUCCACCACCUGGAGCGAGAGCUGUCCAAAGCUGAGAAGCUGUCUCUGGAGGAAGGUGGGAAGGAUGCCCGGGGGCUGCUGUCAGGCCUGCGGAGGCGGAAGCGGCCCCUGAGCUGGAGAGGUCAUGGGGAUGGGCCUCAGUACCCAGACCCUGACCCCUGCGCCCGGGCUGGCAUGCACACCUCUGGCUCCCUCAACUCCCGCUUCUCAGAACCGUCCGUGGAUCAGGGCCCUGGGGCAGGCAUCCCCAACGCCCUGGUUCUCAUCAGCAUUGUCCUCAUUGUCCUCAUUGCCCUCAACAUACUCCUCUUUUACCGCCUCUGGUCCCUGGAGAGAACAGCCCACACCUUCGAGUCCUGGCACAGUCUGGCCCUGGCCAAGGACAAGUUUCCGCAGACCGCCACGGAGUGGGCUGAGAUCCUGGCCCUGCAGAAGCAGUUCCACAGCGUGGAGGUGCACAGGUGGAGGCAGAUCCUGCGGGCUUCCGUGGAGCUCCUGGAUGAGAUGAAGUUCUCGUUGGAGAAGCUGCAUCAAGGCAUCACGGUCUCAGACCCUCCCUUUGACACCCAGCCACGGCCUGACGACAACUUCUCCUGAGGAUGCCUGGCCACACAGCUGUCCACCCAAAUGGACAGAUGGACACACAGCCUCGGUGGCCACUGCUGGCACGGUGUGAGCGCCGGAAAUCUCCCGCCCGCCCCUCCCAGUGGCCCAACUAGGGGCCAGAUGGACAUGGGGACCACAGAACUGAGAUGCACUUUAGACCAGCGUGUGCGAGUCCAGCUGCCAUCGCUUGCCCAGCCAGGGAGCUGGCCUGGCCUUUGGCAGGCACCCCACUAACUUAUUUUGCCCGGCUGGGGUUGUAGGGGGUGCCUCCUGGGGUGCACAAUGCCCUCAGCUCCGGGUUUAAUGUAUUAUAUUUAUUUGGGGCUGACAUAGCCCCAAUAAAGGGUUGGAAAUAGCUGUGGCUGUGCCUGAGGGGCCCUGGGAAUGGGUAGGGGCCUCCUGUUACACUCAGAUCCCAACAUGGCAGGGAGGGGGAGUCUGUCCAUUUUGGGGGGCCACAGUCACUGAAACAAUCUGGAAUUUCCCUAGCGUCUUACACAAGCUUUGCAUCAUUAGAGUUCAGAGGAGGGGCUUUGAGGUAUGGACUGGUGCCUGGUGGCCUCUCAGGAUUGUUAUAAUUGAGUGGUUCUCAAACUUUAGCUGCAUUAACAUUCUUGUUAAAGAACAGAUGGCUGGGUCCUACCCUCAGAGUUUCUGAUUCCUAGUUCUGGAGCAGGGCUGAGAUUCUGCAUUUCUAACAAGUUCCCAGGUGAUGCUGAUGAUGCUUGUCCAUGGACCACAUUUUGAGAACCAUUAUUAUGAGGAUUCAAGGAGUUAAUAAAUGUGGCUACUUAUAA